AUGGUGAAAAAGGCAGGUGAUACGGUAAGUCGGAUGGGGUACUGUAGUUUGAAAAAUCUUUGAAGUACUGUACUUGAGUUACUGUAGCUUGAUGUAACUUGAGUGAGCAGAAUAGAAGGGACUUUCUCAUUCAACCUACAGUAAUCCCAGUUGAAAAAGGUACUGUAGAUUUAUGACGUGGCAAUUUUUAUUUAAAACAUUUUUCAGAAAAACUAUAAAAAAAUCUUUAAUUCUGAAAUUUUUUUGCAGAAAAAGAAAGAUUCUCAAAUGAAUUCAGUGUCAAAAAAAGUGACAGACACAAAAACGGAAGACGCAUCGGUAACAGAUGAUAUUCGAGGAGCCGAAUAUUAUCAUGGACUUGUGCCAAGACAAGAUGCCGAAGCAAUAUUGAAAAGAGAAGGCGAUUUUUUGUUGCGAAAAACUGAACAAACGCCUGGAAAAGUUGUGUUGGCAUUGUCAGUAAGAGUUCAAGAUGAUUUGUGUCGACAUUUUAUGUUGAAUUUGGAUCCGGCUACAAAUAAAUUCUAUUUUGAAACACAUCAAGAAGCUAGUAUUAGUGAUUUGAUUAAUUGGCAUAUGUAAGUUGCAAAAAAAAUUCAGAAAUAUUGAAAUUUUGAAACAUUGGUUGUUUGUAAGUAACUAUAAUCAAACUACACUCUAGUUAAAGUCCUAAAAAUUUCAAUUUUUUGUUUUGAAAAUUUUGAUACAAUGUUUGAAUAAACAACCGGAAAUUUUCAUCAGAAAAUCUGAUAAAACAUUUGAAACAGUGAAUUUUUGGGAUUUUUACAGGUGAAAUAUUUUUUCAAAAAAUCAAAUAUUCACUGUUUCAAAAUUUUCUUAUAUUUUCAUAAAAUUUUUAGAAGUGCUAUCUUAAUUCGAUUUGAUGGAAAUUAAAAAAUCAAGCUAAAAAUCUGAAAAUUUGACAGCGAUCCUUAAACUAGACUCUAGUUCUUUUACAUUAAAUCCGAAUGCACAAACCUGAAUUGCAAUAAUCAAGAGAAAUGUUUAGAGAUUUUUUGAAAAAAUAUUUAAAAAAAAUAAAUGAUGUUAAUAUAAAUCUUAAACUCUAAAAUUUUCAAUUUGAGGACCACAAAAACGCCAUUAUCAACAGCAUCUGGUGCAAAAAUCCGUCGUCCGAUGGAAAGAAGUGCAUGGCUUAUCAAUCACGAUUCAAUAGUUGCAUGCAAAAAACUGGGAGAAGGUGCAUUUGGUGAAGUAUUUUUGGCGGAAUGCGAUUCGGGUGGAUCAAAACAAGAAGUUGCGAUAAAAACAAUGAGAGCUCAAGCAUCGAGAGAACAUCGAUUGAGAUUUAUGAAAGAAGCAAGAUUGAUGAGAAAAUAUCAACACAAACAUGUUGUCAAAUUGUUGGGUGUUGCUAUUCAUGAACAUCCGCUAAUGAUUGUUAUGGAAUUUUGUCCGAGUUGGUUUUUUUGGGAAGGAAAGAAAGGGGCCAGGAUGUUUCUGGCACCAAAUAUUCAUAAUUCGAAAAUUCUUAAUGCAAAAAAAAAUUCCCAAAAAUUUACUGUUUCAAAAUUUCUAUUAGAAUUUGAGAGAUAUUUGGGUAUCAGUAUCAUCUCCAAAAAACCAUCCAAAAAUUUUUUAUUCAAAAAUUCUCCCAAAAGUUAACGGUUUCUCAAAAUUUCUUCAAUUUUCAGACGGUUCCCUCUUGGCACAUUUGAAAAAGAACAAAGUUGAAAAGUUGGAAAAGUUACGUUUCACAACAGAAGCAUCGGAUGGGAUUGCAUACUUGGAAAAAUCAAAAUGUAUUCAUCGUGAUAUUGCGGCAAGAAAUUGUUUAUUAUCAGCCAAAAGUGUGAGUUUGAUUUGAUUGUGAUUUUCGGCUCAAAAUCUUCUACUUUUUUCUCAGGAACUCAAAAUUUCGGAUUUCGGAAUGUCAGCUGAUAAUGAUGAUGUUGUGAAAGAUGAAACUUUGGAAAAAGGUACCUGUAAAAUGGUUGGCACCCGAAACAAUGCAGGAGAAAAUAUACUCGCAUAAAACGGAUAUUUGGUCGUUUGGUGAGUUCAAUUUUUGGCAGGAAAUUUGAAAUUUGGCGCCAAAUUCAAAAUUAAAAUUUUAAUUCCACGUUCCAGGUGUCCUAGUUUGGGAGAUUUAUUCGGAUGGUUCUGAACCGUAUCCAGGAUUAACAAAAAUUCAAACUCGUGCUAAAAUCAUUGUGAAUGAUUAUCGAAUGAAAAUGCCUGAUGGAACACAUCCACAAAUUGCUGAAAUUGUAACUGGAACUUGUUGGCAAAAAAAUCCCGAAAAACGUAGCACAAUGGAUGCGAUUCAUAAGAAGAUUCGAGAAUUUUAUCAAUCCGAAAAUAAGAAAUGA
This is a messenger RNA of Caenorhabditis angaria, 2333 nucleotides long. Lineage: Eukaryota; Metazoa; Nematoda; Chromadorea; Rhabditida; Rhabditidae. The record is from the annotation of a GenBank genome assembly.